Diorhabda carinulata is the source of this 2180-nucleotide messenger RNA. RefSeq names its product G protein-activated inward rectifier potassium channel 3-like. Gene Ontology annotation, biological process: regulation of monoatomic ion transmembrane transport; potassium ion import across plasma membrane. Gene Ontology annotation, molecular function: inward rectifier potassium channel activity. NCBI's taxonomy places the organism in Eukaryota, Metazoa, Arthropoda, Insecta, Coleoptera, Chrysomelidae. The record is from RefSeq and is a predicted model, not a curated record. Bases 639 to 2162 code for a protein of 507 amino acids. The transcript is spliced from 4 exons. Gene Ontology annotation, cellular component: plasma membrane.
GUAAUAAACAGCUACUGAAUCUAAGGCUGGACUCAAUAAACAUUAGUUGGACUGUGGCUAACUGUUUAGAAGUAGUUUGUUAAGAAGCGAGGACGAAGCGUGCAGUGGACGUCCCAAAGAGACUAUCGUCGACGAAAACAUCCAAAAAUUCCACAAAAUAAGACUAAAACAGCCGAGAUAAACCCGAAAUUUUUCGUUGACAUGUGACAAUGGAUGGAAUUCCAUACCGCAGUCCCAUCUACGGUCAGCUAAGUGUACUGCACGUGAAGAACCAACUUCAAAGCGUGGAAUCACGCAUCUGGUGACUGUAUUGGGGGUAUUGAAUAUGCAAUUGGAUGAAAAUCUGUGUUUUCUAAAUAUUUUAGAUAAGGACGUAAUAAAUAUUGAGGAAAAUAAAUGUGACAUGUAGAUGUCACGAUAACGAAACAUCGUCACUGUAAACAUAGGAAUAUGUCUAGAAAAAAACAAAUUUUAGUUCAACAUUUCUCGCUGCUGUGUUAAUUUUCUGUACAAAUAGUAAUCACGUAUUAAUAAUUUGUCGUAUAUGUGUUUUUAUUAGUUCUUUUUCGAGUUUUAUCAUGUGUUAAGUAUAUUAUAAUUAAUUUGCUUGGGUUUGGUUUUUUUUGUUGAAAAAAAAAAUGGUUGCGGAAGGAGAAACAAGACUUUUAAUCAAAGAACCUCCUUCUCCUAUAAGUAUUCUUAAAUAUGGAGACAUAUCUGGAGAAAAUUUGAAAACCCCUAGUUCACCUAGUCAAACGAGCAGGCGAUCUUAUCGACAAAAUAAUGCCUUAAGAAAAAUGAGAAAACGGGCAGUUUUCAAAAACGGAGACUGCAACAUCCUGCAAUCGAGAAUCUCAAAACGACGCCUUAGAUACCUUCAAGAUAUUUUCACAACUUUAGUAGAUUCGCAAUGGAGGUGGACGCUUACGAUAUUCGCAAUCGGUUUCAUAGGGUCUUGGCUUAUAUUUGCACUAAUUUGGUGGUUGAUUGUUUUCACGCAUGGCGAUCUUGAAGACGAACAUUUACCAACGAGACAAGCCGAAUCCAAUUGGUCUCCUUGCGUAUUAAACAUUUAUGGAUUUACUUCGUGUUUUUUGUUUUCUAUUGAAACCCAACACACCAUAGGUUAUGGUGUAAGGACUACAACGGAAGAAUGUCCAGAAGCGAUAUUCAUCAUGUGUCUUCAAAGUAUAUCCGGAAUGAUAAUUCAAGCUUUCAUGGUAGGAAUAGUUUUCGCUAAAAUGACACGUCCUAAACUUCGUACCCAAACGCUCCAAUUUUCCAAAAACGCCGUGAUUUGUCAAAGGGAAGGUUAUUUAUGCCUCAUGUUCAGAGUGGGAGAUAUGCGUAAAAGUCACAUAAUAGGAGCGAGCAUUCGAGCCCAACUCAUAAGGGCUAAAACGACCAAAGAAGGGGAAACCCUCAACAAUUUUCAAACGGAAUUGACAGUGAAUGCCGAUGGAUGCGAAAGUAAUCUCUUCUUUAUUUGGCCGAUGACGAUUGUCCAUCGAAUAGACGAGGAAUCGCCGUUUUAUUUUCUCACCGCUAGCGAUAUACUCAACGAAAAAUUCGAAAUAGUAGCGAUUUUGGAAGGUACUAUCGAAAGUACGGGGCAAUCGACUCAAGCUCGAUCGAGUUAUAUAGCUAACGAGAUAUUGUGGGGACACAGAUUCGAACCUGUCGUUUCUUAUAAUAAAGACAGACAAGGAUACGAAGUUAAUUAUUCCAAAUUCGAUAAUACCAUUGCCAUAGAUACACCUCUGUGUUCGGGAGCUGAUUUAGCAGAGUUUCAUAAAAUGCAACAGUUAUCUGAUAUGGAUAUGAGAUUUCUUUCUCCAAAUCGUAUUUCUCCAAGUAACAGUUUCCUUGUUCAAAGUGCUCCUAUUUCGAGAGUUCCUUCGCUAGAACCUCUUUUCAGAAAAGAACCAUAUUUUGAUGUUUUUUAUAAAGAACCAACAGCUCAAACAGACGAGAUUCCAAAUGUAGAAAAAACACAAAGGAAGAAUAAAAACGUCAAUAAGAGUUUAGAAGAUAAUAAAACUCUUAAAGAUAACGAAAGCAAACGAAAAGCCACUUCGAUGAAUCCUGGGAAGUUGCAGUACGACAUUUUAGAAGAAAAAGAAGACGAACAAGAAGAAGAAGAUAUUGGGAAAUUGAUUUAAAUUGUGUAAAUAAAGUUA